CUCCACUAAUCUCAUGUUCUGGUUUGCAGUUUAAAGCAGCAAAUUGACACCAUGCCUAAGAAGUUCAAGGGAGAAAACAGUAAGGCAGUUGUUGCCAGAGUUCGCAAAGCCGAGAAGGCAGCCGAGGAGAAAGCCAAGAAAGACAAAGCCAUAGAAGAUGCGUAUUGGGAAGAUGAUGACAAGCAAGCUAAAAAGAAGAUGGCAAGGAAGGAAGAUAAAGAAAAGAAGAGGCAAGCAGAUUUGGAGAAAAAGGCAGAACUACGAGCAUUAGUACAGAAUGAAGAGUCAACACUGACUCCAAAAGCUACACCACAGAAAGUAACUCAAUAUGAGUUGAAGAGAAAUCAAGAAAGACAGGUUGAACUGGAGCAGCAACUGAAAGAAAAAGAAGAGUCUAAGACGCACCUUGACAAUCCCUUAAUUGAAAAUCUCAAUAGGGCAGAAGGUGAUGUGAUAUCAGCGAGUGGUAUUGAUGCAGCUUUGUCUGCUCUAAGUACUGAUGACAGUAACACAGACCGACAUCCAGAGAAGAGAAUGGCAGCAGCAUUUAAGGCCUUUGAGGAGAAGAGACUACCACAGAUCAAGAAGGAAAAUCCAAAUUUGCGUAUGUCACAGCAGAAGCAGAUGCUGCGUAAAGAGUGGCUGAAGAGCCCCGAGAAUCCUUUGAACCAAAGGAAAUGAUUAGAUAAGCCAGCGAUAUACUAAAUGUAAUGAAUAUGCCACUGGAGGAAGGAUAUCUAGGAUCUCGAUUUAUGUUUGGGGAGAUUACAGGUCGGAUAUAUAUACCUUGGAAUUAUUUAAGGAUUUAUGUGGAAGUGUUUACAUGAAGAUGGUAUCAUGUGCAAAAUUUGUAUGAAAGACCUUUAAUUAAAUUUGUUAGCUUUUAUUAUUAUUAUUAUUAUUAUUAUUAUUAUUAUUAUUAUUAUUAUUAUUAUUAAUGGAAACAAUUAGUACACUUUUAGGAUAAUGUUAUUAUUGCUUAUAUUUUUUGUAAUUGGAAUACAUCCACUUAUUUAUAGUUUUCUUUGUAUGCAUGAUCUUUGUGUGUGGGUGCUUGCAGAUGUGUGCUUGUUUGUGUGUGUGCAUGGAUUUGUUUUUGCCUCAAAACAACUUCUAAAUGCACAAAAUCAGUGCAUAAUAUUUACAGACUUCAACAUCAUGACAAAAGUAAAGCUUCUGGGUUCCCUUUUGCAGUUUUAUUGUGUUUUGUUCUUAAUGUUGUUGACACUCCACAAUCGGAGGAAUAAACCUUUCUAUGUUCA
This is a messenger RNA of Penaeus indicus, 1262 nucleotides long. RefSeq names its product coiled-coil domain-containing protein 124-like. Gene Ontology annotation, molecular function: transcription coactivator activity. Gene Ontology annotation, biological process: transcription by RNA polymerase II. NCBI's taxonomy places the organism in Eukaryota, Metazoa, Arthropoda, Malacostraca, Decapoda, Penaeidae. The transcript is spliced from 4 exons. The record is from RefSeq and is a predicted model, not a curated record. The coding region runs from base 52 to 681 and encodes 209 amino acids. Gene Ontology annotation, cellular component: nucleus.